This is a messenger RNA of Paramuricea clavata, 855 nucleotides long. The record is from the annotation of a GenBank genome assembly. NCBI's taxonomy places the organism in Eukaryota, Metazoa, Cnidaria, Anthozoa, Malacalcyonacea, Plexauridae.
AUGGCAAGAGAAGUCUUGUUCUGGCCAGGUAUGAGAAAAGCCAUUCAGAAUAUGUGUACUACCUGUGGGAUUUGUGCACAAUACGGCCAGACGUUGACCAAAGAGCCUAUGAAGUCGAUACCAUUACCUUCACUUCCCUGGGAAAUAAUUAGCCAAGAUUUAUUUACGCUCGAGCAACGAAGUUAUCUGGUCACCGUGUGUCACUUCUCAGACUGGGUAGAAGUAGAUGAACUAAUGGACAUUCUCUCAACAACCAUUGUUAACAAGACCAAGGUACAUUUUGCAAGGUUUGGCAUUCCACGUAUAUGUCAUACAGACAAUGGACCACAAUUUGUUGGCAAAGCAUACAAAGAAUUUGCCAAGGAGUAUGAUUUCAACCAUACAUCAUCUUCACCAUACCAUCCACAGGGAAAUGGCAGAGCAGAGGAAGCGGUGAAGCUUGUUAAGAACAUGAUCAAGAAAUCGGACGAUUUUCAAGCUGCCCUAUUAAACUAUAGAAACACACCUCAGAGAGGUCACUCUUAUUCCCCAGCUCAACGGAUGUUGUGUCGUCAUACCCGAACAAAAUUGCCAACCUCAAACAAGGUUCUUGUUCCGAGAAUGAUAAACAGAACAACAAUACAAGAGGAGUUAGAGCAUAAAUGCAGCACAAGCAAAACGUAUUACGACAGAGCAGUGGGACCACAACACAACACUUUACGACCUGGUCAAUAUGCAUACGCUAGACCGCCUCCACAACAGCGCGGGAAACCAUGGAUCCAUGGACAAAUUACAAGGGAAGAACCAUCGCGUUCGUACACAUUAAAAACAUCCAACGGGAUGAUAAGAAGGAAUCGUGUCCACAUUGUAAUGUAG